UUUUCAUACUCCCCGGAGAAUGUAAACAAAUACUACACGUGGCCUGCUGCUCCAGUAUACCAGCAGGUAUUUUGUGCUGUAUUCACGCCUUCACUGCAGGAACUCCGGAGACCGCUGGCCAGAGGGAAGUAGGUGUGUGGUGAUGGGGGUGACAACACAGUAUCUGCGCUAUGUGCCAGGCCAGGUGUUUGGCUUGGUGGGCACAGGCAGAUGUGUGCGCCUUGUCACCAGGUUCAGCCAGGUGGGCAAGUUCCUGGCCGUCUCCGCCUGUGAGAGAGUCUUAAUAUGGGACCUGCGGAGGGAAGCCAAGGUUCUGACGCUGGAUGGGGAUGUGCGGGGGACGGUGGCAGUGGUGGAGCCCAGACCAGCGGCCCCCGGCUCGCUGGACAACACUCACCUGGCUGUCGGCUACUCGGAGGGAUCGGUGGUGGUGUUUGACUUGAUGACAGGCGAGCCAGUCAAGUUUAAAGGCCACCGGGGAGGUGUGUCAACCCUGUGCUGGGACCCACAGGGGAUGAGAGUCGCCUCGGGGAGUGAGGAUGGGGAACUUGUGGUGUGGGAUGUGGUGUCAGAGCGCGGGAUGGUACGUCUGCGUGGCCAUAAGGGGAAGGUGACAAGGGUGCGCUUCCUGCAGACCCGCAACAUGCUAGUGUCCUCCUGCCGGGACACCUUCAUCAAGCUGUGGGACCUGACCACACACCACUGCUUCAGAACGCUGGCCGGACACAGGGCUGAAGUGUGGGAUUUUGUGCUGCUGAAGAAUGACAGUCGCUUGGUGUCAGGAAGCAGUGAUGCUGAGCUGCGUGUGUGGGCACUGAACUUCAAGGAGGCAAACGAGACAGAGAACAAGGCAGCAAAGGAUGGGACUGAAGAACCACCAAGCAAGAUGUUUUGUCUUGAUACUGAGGGGGAAUCCAAGCUAGUGAUUGACAAGGAAGAGGAAGAGAUAAAAGAUGAUGCUAGCAUAGUGGAGGUGGUGCAAAUGGGAAGUGUGCUGCGUUCCCGAGGUGACCGUGUGUGUGGCCUGCAGAGUGAUGGGCGUGUGGUAGCCUGUCAUGGCAAAGGACCCACUGUUGACCUCUUCGCAGUGCUGACUGAGAUGGAGGUGGCGACCAAGGCUGCAAACAGGGCCAGGAAGGAACGCAAGAGAGCAAGAGAGGCAGGAAACACCACCACCACCACCAGUACAGCCACCCCACAGCUUGCUGAUGAGAUCCGCAAGCUGCCCACCCUGCGUGCUGCCAACAAGCUACUGGGGGUGGAUGUAAUGAGUGAGAGGUCCGGCUUGGUGCGUGUGGCGGCACUGCACACUGACAACAGUGUGGCACUCCUCUCUUCUGACAUCAGUGCCAAGGAGCAGAAGGAGAAGAAGGAAGAGUCCCAGGUGAGUGUGCUUGGUCGGCCAGGUCACCGCACAGAGAUACGAGCUGUGGCCUUCACCUCCCUCAGUGACCAGGUGGUGACAGGCAGCGCUGAGGCCCUCAAGGUGUGGAACAGAGGCGACACACAGGCAACCCUAACAGUGCCAUGUGGACCAGUGACGACCCUUCUUGUGGUGCCAGGUGACCGCCACGCACUGGUUGGCACUCGCUCAGGGCACCUGCAGCUCAUUGAAUUUGCCUCGGCCACUCUGCUCGAGGACAUUCUUGCCCAUGAACCAGAUGAGACGGCCACAGAUACUGGAGUGUGGUCUGUGGCUCUCACACACGAUGGGCGAGGCUUUGUAUCUGGUGGCAGCGACAAGAUGGUCAAAUUUUGGAAGUUUGAGUUGGUGCCAGACCAGAGUGGCCGAGGAAAGAGACUCAGCUUCUUACAGGACAGCCGAGCCCUUAAGGUGGCAGAUCAGGUGACGUGUUUGAGGUGUUCCAGUGGAGGCAGGUUCCUGGCUGUGGCAACUCUUGACCUGAAGGAGACUAUUUACUUCAUCGACUCCCUCAGGCUGUGCCACGAGCUAUACGGCAAGUCUCUGCCGGCCACCUGCAUGGACUUCUCCACCGACAGCACCCUCCUUGUCACCGGCAGCAAGGACUCCAGCCUGCGCAUCUAUGGCACAGAUUUUGGCGACCAGCGGAAGCUGCUCAAGAAUGCGCACCAGGGUGGAGUGACAGACCUGCGCUUCAUCCCCAAGACCCACAUGUUCUUCUCCUGUGGCCACAACAGCACCGUCAAGCAGUGGGACGCCGACAACUUCCAGCGCAUCAUCACCCUUGAAGGACACACUGGCAUUGUGAGGUGUCUGUCCGUGUGUCCGAGAGGCGCGUGGGUGCUGAGUGGAGGGCAGGACCGCUCCCUCCGCCUGUGGGAACGCACACAGGAGCCUCUGGUGCUGGAAGAGGAGCGGGAGGAGGAGCUCAAGAGGAAGGAGGAGGAGGACGGCACCACGGCUACACAGCGUCGUGUUCUGCCAGGGGAGGAGGGCGCCCAGGCAGUGAGGCCGACUGUUGCCACACAUCACACUGAGAAGGCUGCUGACAUGAUUCUGGAGGCACUCAGUGUGUACCGAGAGCAGGUGGAGUCUGGAGGCAAGGCAGAGCCACACUAUCUCAUGACCUAUGUGUACAAGACAUCAGACCCCCUUAGGCUGGUGCUGGAGGUGCUCAGGAAGGUCAAGUCCAGUGAGCUUGAGGAGGCCAUCAUGGUGCUUCCCAUGGACCGAAUACUGGAGCUGCUGGUGGUGGUGAGGGCCAUGCUGAGGCGAGGGUGGGCUGUGGAGCUGGCGACCCGAGUGCUAGUGGUGGCGCUGAGAGUGAACCUGCCCCAGCUCCUUGCCUCAGCCAAUGCCAAGCCUGUCAUUCACUCCCUGGCUGCCCUACUGCCUACCAAGAUGCAGGAGCUGGAGGACAUGAUUGGGUUCAACUUAGCUGGGCUGCGUCACCUCAAGGAUCGAGUGGAGCAGCGGUCGGAGACACAGCUGUUCGUGGAGGCAUCGCAGCGUGUCAAGGAGUCACGCCGCAAGAGGAAGAAGAAGGACAGAGCUGUCAAGAGAGUCCUUAUGGCCUUGUAGUGCUGGAGACUUCUAGGCAUCUUGUUUUGUUACUGAUGACCCUUGAUACAGUUUUAUAUAAGAAUUUCCCCAUUCUGUACCCUUGUCAUGAGAGAAUAUAUGUUUGCUGGACA
This is a messenger RNA of Scylla paramamosain (green mud crab), 3117 nucleotides long. RefSeq names its product WD repeat-containing protein 3-like. The record is from RefSeq and is a predicted model, not a curated record. Gene Ontology annotation, molecular function: protein binding; snoRNA binding. Gene Ontology annotation, biological process: maturation of SSU-rRNA. Gene Ontology annotation, cellular component: Pwp2p-containing subcomplex of 90S preribosome; small-subunit processome. The coding region runs from base 143 to 3004 and encodes 953 amino acids. The transcript is spliced from 18 exons. Lineage: Eukaryota; Metazoa; Arthropoda; Malacostraca; Decapoda; Portunidae.